Molecule: messenger RNA, 1398 nt
Organism: Necator americanus (New World hookworm)
Lineage: Eukaryota; Metazoa; Nematoda; Chromadorea; Rhabditida; Ancylostomatidae
Exons: 6
Coding region: 1-1398 (465 amino acids)
Source: RefSeq, a predicted model, not a curated record
AUGACUCCGCUUCGGCUGGUGGUGGCGCUGCUGGCGAUCAGAAUCGUCUCAUCUGUGUGCCCCAAUUGUUACGGAGACGAAAACACAGUCCCACAAAAUCAGUGCGACGAGAAUGAGGAUUACGGAUGCGCUAGACAGUGCGAACCCACUUGUGAUAGCGCUAAGAUAUGCGGAGAAGUCCCGGGAUGUCCUCGGAUGACAUGCAGAUGUGCUAAUGGUUAUGUUCGAGCUUUUGACAGCUCCUGUAUUGAGCCUUACCGAUGUUCAAAUGUACCCGCUCGCGAUGACUUGAAAGCCUACAAACCUUCUAAAGGACCAACUCCCGCCAGCGAUACAUUCCAGCAAAUUGCCGGACGAGUGGUUGAUGCCACUCGAAGACUCGUUAACAACCUCAUUUGCGGUCCCGGUGGCUGUUCACUACCGUCAAGCAUGCCAGGACCUGGGCCCGCUCCACCUCCUCGAAUGGUUUACAUCCCACGACCUUACUACCCCAUAGUUUAUCCACCAGCUCGACCGAGCUAUCCGACUCCAUCUCCACCUGCAUAUACUCCGGCUCCUCCCGCAUACAGCCCAUCUCCUCCUAGUUAUCGACCUGCUCCCCCAAGUUAUAAUCCAGCUCCGCCAACAUACAAUCCUGCGCCACCAAGUUAUCGUCCUUCUCCUCCCGUCUAUACUCCCGCUCCACCAGCGUACACUCCAUCUCCUCCUGCAUACACUCCAGCUCCUCCUGCGUACACCCCAGCUCCUCCCAGUUAUCGACCUGCUCCCCCAAGUUAUAAUCCAGCUCCGCCAACAUACAAUCCUGCGCCACCAAGUUAUCGUCCUUCUCCUCCCGUCUAUACUCCCGCUCCACCAGCGUACACUCCAUCUCCUCCUGCAUACACUCCAGCUCCUCCUGUAUAUACUCCAGCCCCUCCUGCGUACACCCCAGCUCCUCCUAGUUCUGUCUAUAUUCCUGGGCACCCUGUGUACGGCUCUGUUCCGAUUCCAUAUUCUCCAGUCGCUCCUCCUAUGUCAUACCUUCCCGGUUAUUCUCCUUCUGUGGUGUACAUACCUGUCAGCUUGUACCAAUCUGGUCCGCUACCUCCCACAUACGUCGCACCACCGGUUUACCAACCCAGUCCUCCAUCUUCCUCAGCGAAGUACAAACCAUCGGUGACACCCGGAACUACAACAACGACACCGGCACCGAGAUACACUCCUGCUUAUUCACCUACCCCGAAAUAUACUCCACCUCCCACCUACAAACCGUCGCCUCCGGCGUAUAGACCAGGUCCACGAAGGCCUCAACCGCCUGCUUAUUCUCCUCCUACACCAAGAUACACUCCUGCACCAAAAACUCGACCAUACAAGGAUAGUGGGAACGUGAUCUCUGACAACAGCAUUCCUUAUGUUUAA